Messenger RNA from Ceratitis capitata (Mediterranean fruit fly), 944 nucleotides. RefSeq lists its product as uncharacterized. NCBI's taxonomy places the organism in Eukaryota, Metazoa, Arthropoda, Insecta, Diptera, Tephritidae. The transcript is spliced from 4 exons. Bases 113 to 778 code for a protein of 221 amino acids. The record is from RefSeq and is a predicted model, not a curated record.
AAAAUUUUUAAUUAAAAAAAAAAAAAUCAAAUCAAUUCAAAUAUAUUUUUUAACGAAACACAAUUCAAGGGAGUAACAUCAUACAAAAAACGCUUUUGCGAAUUUAGCGCAAAUGAAGCCCAAUCGCAAAGAACUCAUACCAGCGCCCGUCAGUUUGAAAACAUCAUCGGUUGGCACAACAGCCACCACAUCGGUCGCACAUGACGUUCGAAAGCAGGAUGAGCAGCUGCAAAAUCUGUGUGAGAACGUCGUCAUUAUCGGUUGGCUGAGCAUUAUUGCGUCUACAACAAUGCUUCUCUGCGCAGGACUGACCAUGCAAUGGAGCAAUGAGGUGGUGCGCAGCCUGAUGUUAGCUCUUAGAAAAUCGGUGGAAACGGAGCGCACGCGCAUGAUGUUCCGAAGAGUGGUAAUGGCGGUGAGUCUCAGCGCUUACUUUCUUUCGGCCGUCAAUGUGCUCAUGAACUUGUUCCUGCUGUUUGGCGUGAAUAAGCUCAAUUACAAGCUCAUGCUGCCCUGGCUCCUAUUUCACGGCGUGCUCUUUGGAUUCUGUGCACAUCUGGCCAUUUAUAUGACCAUCACAAGCCUGCUGGUGGAUUUCAAAGCAUUCGUUGUGCUUCUCGCUUCAUUCACAAUGAUCAUACUGGUCUUCUACAAGAUAUCUUUUGAGGUAUUCCACCUUUGUAAGACGUUACGUAAGGACGGCUUGACAAAGGAUCAAAGUGUGAAAAGCGGAAUGGAAAAUCAAGCAAACUUCCUGGUUCUGCAGUCAGAAGCUUAAGAAAUCACUGGAAAUAACCGCCAUUGAGCUGUCGAAAACGCUUUUGUUGCCACUUCUAAAUUAUUGCAUUGACAAAAUUGUGGUAUUAUGGCCUCCAAGAUUAUUUGGCAAGAGAGCUCUGGAAGUUUUAUAUUUUAAAUAACUAAUAAAUAGACAACAACAAAAA